AUGGACUUUCCGCAUGGGCCGCCAGUGAAGUUAGACCAUCCGGCCAAGACUGACAGCAAGCUUGAUGAGAGGGCAAACCACGCAGUAGUUCCAGAUGCAGCUCGCAAAGAGAACAGACUCGACGACGAUGGAUGGCUGGAGGUUGGAGGUUGGAGGUUGGAGGUUGGAGAUUUGGACGGGGAUGGCGCCUGCGAGAUCCAAUGA
Molecule: messenger RNA, 204 nt
Organism: Plenodomus lingam JN3
Lineage: Eukaryota; Fungi; Ascomycota; Dothideomycetes; Pleosporales; Leptosphaeriaceae
Source: RefSeq, a predicted model, not a curated record